AUGGCCACCAACGGCCAGCCGGCGGCGGCGGUCGCCACCAUCGAUGACCUCCCUCAAAACAUGCUGCUCGAUAUCUUCCUCCGCCUUCCCUCCCUCGCGGACCUCGUCCGCGCCGCCUGCACCUGCCUGCCCUGGCGCAACCUGGUGACCAACUUUCCCCCCUUCCGCCGUCAAUUCAUCGACCUCCACCCGGCGCCCCUCCUCGGCCUCUUCUUCGACACGCCGUUUCAGGCUGUCCCCGGCAUCCCCGCCUUCGCCCCCGCCCACCGGAAUGAUCCGGAGCUCGUGGCCGCCAUCUUGAACGGUGACUUUUUCCUCACCACCCUCCAGGCGCGCGACGGCCCGGAAGCUAACUGGAGCUUCCUCGACGCCUGUGGCGGCUACCUUCUCCUCAUCAAAGAGGAUGAGGUAUUGCUCCUGCUGCUAAACCCCUUGGCACGGUGGUGCGAGCGGUUCUUUGAUCUGAGUGACUCCCGCAUCUUCGACGACGACGACGACGACCGCGAAGGCGAUCCUCAACUCCUUUACGCCGGCCUGAUCUGUGAUGACGAAAGCCCCGCGAGCUUUGGCAUCUUCUGUCUUGCUGCACAUGGAGGGUUCAGGUUGCGGGCUACGGUCUUCUUCUCAUUCUUGGGAAUGGGCGGCGAUUGGUUCCUCUCCCCAUGGUUGGAUGUCCCGCACCAUCCCAACCCCCACCCGGAAGGUGACGAAGAUGACGAAGGUGAUCUUGUGCUUGAGAGCGGCAUGCGAGUGGGUUUUUGCAGCUCGAUCCUUGGCCAAAUUAACGGCGAUAACAUGUGCAUUGCUUAUUCAAAUGGAUUCAACAUCGGUUUCAUGCUGCGUCAAGAAGAUGGCCUUGAUGCUGGGGCAUGGGCUAACAGCAGGGUAUUCAACCUGACUGAUCAAGUUCGACGGAAGCUUGGGUACUUACCCCAGAAUGGGCUGAAAAUUGCGGCAAUGCGGGGUAGCAUAGUGUACUUCACAACAUCACAGAUGUUCCAUCCGCUCGAGGCCACUUGUUGGUUCGCUUGUCUGUGCUUGGAAAGUCGCAGGCUGGAGUGGUUGUUUCCGAUGACGUAUAAUGGUCUCUUCCAACCAUACCACCAUUCAUCGUGGAGUACUUUUCUGUUACCAGAGAAUGAAAGAUUUUAUCCCUUCAUAUGA
Molecule: messenger RNA, 1164 nt
Organism: Triticum turgidum subsp. durum (durum wheat)
Lineage: Eukaryota; Viridiplantae; Streptophyta; Magnoliopsida; Poales; Poaceae
Source: the annotation of a GenBank genome assembly